This is a messenger RNA of Gasterosteus aculeatus aculeatus (three-spined stickleback), 2335 nucleotides long. RefSeq names its product IGF-like family receptor 1 (gene igflr1). Gene Ontology annotation, cellular component: plasma membrane. Lineage: Eukaryota; Metazoa; Chordata; Actinopteri; Perciformes; Gasterosteidae. Gene Ontology annotation, molecular function: protein binding. The record is from RefSeq and is a predicted model, not a curated record.
GCUCACUGGGUAGUGUUAAGGACCUUCCUGACUACUAGCAGGCUGAAUAUCAUGUAUUUUUACUGUACAGGUUUGGAGAUCUCUUCAGAGUAAAAGCCCUAUAAUUGCAAGUUCAAAAAGACAAUUUCUCCAUAUUUGAACUGCAAUAAAAAACAUUUCUCAACUAUAGGGUUUUCCUUUGAAGGAAUCUACAAAAACAGUGGAUAAUUAUUAUGAACAUUUUAAUGUUAAUAUCCCCUCUCUUUAAACCUUACGUUACAACAUGCCACAUUUAUCAACAAAUUGGCGUUUUCUGGCACGUUGAUGUUUCAUCCACUUUUUAGCCGGUUGAAAAGACGUUGAAAUAAGGUCUUAGACGUUCAGACCUCAUUUCAACCAUAUUUCAACGUUAAAAGUACGUAUUGUGCUCACUGGGCAGGGCCAAAUGUCUGAAUGGGAAAAAAAAAGGUUUGAAAAAGAACAAAUCAUUUAUUUUCAGUUUGAUUUUCGUUUGCAACAGUUUUUUUUGUUUGCAUAAGACAGACACAAAUCCACCUUCAUAGAAUGCUGCAGGAAAAGCCUGCUGCCCUAUUCCUUCUAUAAUCUUUCUUGUGCUAUCUGCGCCACGCUAUGUGACGCGCCAGGCGCGCACUGCAGCGGAGCCUGGCUGGCAUCGAUUCGACAACAAGCGCCUUGCUGGAUCGCUGGCUUUGCACAGGAACAGUGGCACACUCGACAAUGGGACAUUCCGAAAAAUGCCGCGAUCUGGACACCUUCUGGGAUCAGAGUACUUCAACAUGUAAGGAGUGUCCUCGAGCGGCAGGACGUGAAAUAACCCCCAACUGCGGAUUUGAUGACUUGGGUGGGCGUCACGAGGUGCCCUGGAGAGAGUGCAAAAAAGGCACUUUUAACGACGGCAGCAGCGCACAUUGCAAACCUUGCGCGCAGUGCCCGCCCGGGUUCAUCUACGCGCACCAGUGCACGACAACUUCUGACACCAAGUGCGAAGCCUCGGGAAGAGGAACCGGACAUCCUGUCACAUCUGGGUCAUUUCAGAUUCGCACAGAGCGUGGAUUCACCUUAAAACCUCAUCCUGCAACUACACCCCCUCCCCUCUACACAGAGGCAGCUGGUGCAGGAAUAAUAACUGCACUUGCAUUUGCCAUUGUCAUCACCAUCACACUUGGUGUGAUAUGUGCUUGUCUAAUCUGGAGGCGGAAGAGAGGUCGUCGGCACGCGGUGUUGGGUUUUCACAGAAGAUCAUCGCACAUCAACUCUGGGUUCUCUCCCCUCUCUGCUCUCGACAAUGAUUUGAGACACAUUCUGAGUCCCGACAUCCUGUCGUCGCCUCUACAGACGGUGCUGGACAACCUGGAUGUUCUGGAAGAGCUCGUCAUUUUGUUGGAUCCCGAAAACCAAGGAGUAAAGAACACCAAGCAUCUGGCGUCUCAUUGUUCCUUCCCCGCCACCUGGAUUACUUACAUCUACUCAAUGAAGGACAGUAAGAGCCCCUUAAAAGCCGUGUUGGAGGGCGUCAACAGCAAACACCCCGACUGGACGGUGGGGCACCUGGCCGAGCGGCUCAAACUCAUGGAGCGCAACGACGCCAUCGCUGUUCUCAGCAAGCUGGGAGAGUGUGUGAUGCAAGCGUAACGGACAUUUUACCCUGUUUUUGUUUUUUUGUUUUCCAAAAAAAGCCUGGCAGACUUUUGCAUUUUUCAGAUAAUUUCUUUGAGACUCAUUAUGGGGAGUUUGGGGUCUAAGGUCUUCAAUUGGGACAUUUCUUUGUGAUUUCCUCAAUUUCUUGCUUCAGUGGGCAACAUUUAUUUUUGUUCAAGUUCCUGCUUUAGUGAACGAAUUGCGCUCAUUUGUCUGCAUCUCAAGUGCUCUUGUGUUUUUACAGUAAAGGCAUAAUAGAAAAGGGGAAUUUGUUCAAACAUCUUAACAUCUUUAUUAAGCAAAUAACAUUAUAAAUAAAAAAGUGCAUAGAAAAAUUAAACAGGUUUAGAAAUAUGUAUACAAAUAUUUACAAACCCAGGGUUUAUUUUUACAUGGUAACAAAGACGUAAAUUUAAAGGUCACAUAUUUUCUCAUUUGUAUGUCUUUUACACUUACUUUAAAAUAACCCUACUAUAUAUUUAUAUAUAUAUAUUUAUAUAUAUGUGUGUGUAUAUAUAACAUACAGCUUUCUUAACAGAAUCUGGGAGAGAUGGUCAUGAUAACUUCAGGUUUUGACUAGUGCUUUCAUCCUUCAUUGCAAACACACUCGCACGCACACAAAAUGACACAAACAGACAUGCGCGCACACUAACUCACCAGCUCUGCAGGACAUUAAAACCGAGCUUCUCUAAAAUUA